UUCUCGGCGUGCCGUACCAGCUGACAGGCUCCAGUAUGUUGUUAAUGUUUGAUCGCAGAUCGCAGCUGUGCGAAUAAAACUCUUCACCUGCGUGAAGGCUGUUGUAAAUCCAUCAGUCAUGGGCAACACCAGUGAUCGUGUAUCUGCUGAUCGACAUGGAGCGAAGACGCAGCGCUCGGACAGCACCGGCGGACACAAAGACCACGAGCCCAGCAAAAUGAUGGACAGUACUGAUGACCCCAAUAUCUUCAACACACAUGGACCAGAAUCCAAAGCUUCAAGUGAGAAGGAUUUCCCUCCAGAUUUAGAUGACAUGGUAAAGACGGGUCCUCAGGCCCGACCGACCGUCAUCCGCUGGGCUGGAGGAGGGAGAGAGGUCUACAUCGCUGGGUCCUUUAACAACUGGAGCACCAAGAUCCCGCUGAAUAAAAGCCAUAAUGAUUUUGUAGCAAUCUUAGACCUGCCUGAGGGUGAACAUCAGUAUAAAUUCUUUGUUGAUGGCCAGUGGCUUCAUGACCCGUCUGAGCCGGUGGUCACCAGUCAGAUGGGCACCAUUAAUAAUCUGAUCCAUGUGAAGAAAUCAGACUUUGAGGUGUUUGACGCGCUCCAGGUGGACUCACUCGAGUGCUCCGAUUCAUCAGAUCUGUCCAGCUCACCGCCCGGCCUGUACAGUCAGGACGUUUACAUUUUCAAACCUGAGGAACGCUUUAAAGCUCCGCCCAUCCUGCCCCCCCACCUGCUUCAAGUCAUCCUCAACAAAGACACCAACAUAUCAUGUGAUCCUGCCCUGCUGCCGGAGCCCAAUCAUGUGAUGUUGAAUCAUCUGUACGCGCUCUCAAUAAAGGAUGGUGUGAUGGUUCUCAGUGCGACUCAUCGUUAUAAGAAGAAAUAUGUGACGUCUCUGCUGUAUAAACCCAUUUAAUGAGCUCUGGUCGACAGGUCAUCCACUAGAGCUGAGAUUGCACUAUAAACACCAGAUACAGAGAAUCUGUCCCACUGACACAGUAAUGUGUGUGUGUGUGUUUGAGCUUUAUCUGCUGUCACACUUGAUACCAGGACAUCUACAUGUCUUGAGUUUGUCUUUUUGGGUGCAUCAUUGUGCAGUUACAAUUAUGUGGGACGCCAUCAGUUCAAAGCACUUUAUAAAUGGGUGCAAAUGAGGAUCCGUAAAUUGAAAACUACUACAGACAAAAAUAUUUUUGAGUUCAUGAUAGUGUCAGAAAUUAACGUUUUUAUUAAGGGGCAAUAUUUGAUUUACCUUUAUGAAUGCAUAUUGUUUCUAAAUAUAAAGAAAUAUACUGUGAUUCCUCCUUUUUAUUUCAAAUGAUUUGUUUGUAAUUAAUUAACAAACUCAGCAUCAACAUAUUUUGUGCAAUAAAAUGUGUAACUAGUCCCAGAAAAGAAUAAAACAAUAUCAGAUGUUUAAAAGAAAUAAGUGAGUUUACUACAGGCUCUUUGGCCUCUACAUUUUGAAUUUCAGGGUCAUUUUUGUCACUUUCAGUGGCGUUUUUCCCAGGUUCCCGUUAUUUUCCGACCCUGCCUCAUGAGUUCAAUGAGUUCAUGUUUGGAGUUUUAAUGCAGAUGAUGAUGGGACUUUUGAAUGUAAUGUUUUGUUCUUUUAUCAUUGAGUGUGUCUGCUCUCAGAAUGAACUUGUGUAUUUGAUUCCUAAACAGAAAUGUUUGUUAGACAAAAAAGUGCCACUUUUUAUUUCAGUCUUUUCUCUGGAGAUGGAUUUGCUUUGAGCAGAGUUGUGUUACUAUUUAAACAAAAAUAAAAAGGAUGUAAUAAUUGUAAAAGCAAGAAAAUGUGUUUCUAACAGCAGAUUUUAUGAUGUGAGUUUCUGUAACGGCUUUGUGGAGUUUUACUGCAUGUGCCGACGAACACUUUUAGCUGUUUCACUGUGACGAAACCACAUGGCAUGUUUUCUUCAUUUUAUCAACAGGAAUAUGUUUUUGUCUGUUACAGACCAUUGCUAUAUAGCCUAUUAGACAGUCACAUUUGUGGUGCAAAAUGGUUGGUGAAAAUGUUUGGUGAUUUUAUUGUGAGGUUUAACAUUUUCGGACGUCAACAAAAAAUGUCUAAAUAGAGUUUGUGAAACAGAAGUGUGAUUUGUUUUGUAUUCUCAUCAGAAAUUGCAUUGGACUGUUUUUCUGAUAUUGAUGCUGUAGUUUAUACUGUAUGUGUUUUACGAGACUUCAUGUUGUUUUGAUGCGUUUGCUGUGAGUUUGAUAGUGUGCCGUUAAAAAAUUAGUCAAAUGGAACAUUUAGUGUGAAAGGGAAAUAAAAAUAUGAAUAUUACAGUGAUAUGACCAAACCACUGUCAGC
Myxocyprinus asiaticus (Chinese sucker) is the source of this 2326-nucleotide messenger RNA. RefSeq names its product 5'-AMP-activated protein kinase subunit beta-2-like. Gene Ontology annotation, cellular component: nucleus; cytoplasm; nucleotide-activated protein kinase complex. The transcript is spliced from 8 exons. Gene Ontology annotation, molecular function: protein kinase binding. NCBI's taxonomy places the organism in Eukaryota, Metazoa, Chordata, Actinopteri, Cypriniformes, Catostomidae. The record is from RefSeq and is a predicted model, not a curated record. Gene Ontology annotation, biological process: signal transduction. The coding region runs from base 119 to 922 and encodes 267 amino acids.